Molecule: messenger RNA, 3975 nt
Organism: Trifolium pratense (red clover)
Lineage: Eukaryota; Viridiplantae; Streptophyta; Magnoliopsida; Fabales; Fabaceae
Product: probable leucine-rich repeat receptor-like protein kinase At5g63930
Exons: 2
Coding region: 555-3851 (1098 amino acids)
Biological process (GO): protein phosphorylation
Cellular component (GO): plasma membrane
Molecular function (GO): protein kinase activity; ATP binding; protein binding
Source: RefSeq, a predicted model, not a curated record
GAAACUCCACUUAACUUCAAGUCAAUUGGUUUUCAACUUUAUGGAGCUUCAACUAGCAAAUAAAUUGCCUAAUACAUCCUUUUUUUUCAAUCAAUAUUUCAUCAUUUUUAUAUUAUUGAUUGGAGAAACUUCAUUAAGAUUCCAAAAUUGCAAAGACUACUGGACUAAGAAUCUCUAAAAUAUCAUAUGGGGUGUGUGGUGAGUUUCAAAUAAUAUUCAUACUCCUCUAUAUGAUGCAUUAUUAUUCAUAGAAAGUGGGGUCUUUGAAUGCUUCAUUUGUCCACCAAUCAUCAAUAUGCUUAUAUGCUAUCUAAUCCAUUUUUUACCAUUAAUCAGUAUUAUUUUAGCAUGUUGCCAAUUGAUUCCACAACCCUCUAUGUACCUUCCCAUUAUUAUGGCAAGUGUCAUUCCUCUUCUCAAUAUUCCUUAAAAAUUUGUCUGUUUUAAUGAAUCUUCUAGUGCUUCUUCAGUUCUUUUUUCUUCCAAGAGAAAAAAUAAAAAUAGUAAGCACUUCACCUCUAAUAGAACCUUGUGCAUAAUUUGCAUGUGCAACUAUGGAGAGGAAUGUAUAUGCAUUGUUUGUGAUGUUGUUGAUAUUUACUCUUGUUUUUUCUCUAUCUGAAGAGCUUAAUGCAGAUGGAAAAUAUCUUAUGGACAUAAAAGUGAGAUUGUUUGACAAAUACAAUCAUCUUCAGAAUUGGAAUUCAAGUGAUUCAACACCUUGCGGUUGGAAAGGUGUCAUCUGCAACAAUGACAUCGAUCCAGUAGUUGAAUCUCUUGACUUGCAUGCAAUGAAUCUCUCUGGCUCUUUGUCUUCCAGCAUUGGCGGUUUGGUUCACUUGCUUCACCUUAACCUGUCUCAAAACACUUUCUCUGGUUUUAUACCAAAGGAAAUUGGAAACUGUUCAAGUUUGCAGGUUCUUGGUCUCAAUAUAAAUGAGUUUAAAGGUCAAAUUCCUGUCGAAAUAGGCCGGCUUUCGAAGUUAACCGAAUUGCAUCUUUCCAACAACCAGCUCUCAGGACCUUUACCAGAUGAAAUUGGUAACCUUUCUUCACUCUCAAUAGUUACUCUUUACACAAAUCAUCUUAGUGGUUGUUUGCCGCCUUCUAUCGGGAACCUUAAAAGAUUGAUUCGGUUUCGAGCCGGGCAGAAUAUGCUCUCAGGAAGUCUACCUCAAGAGAUAGGUGGAUGUGAGAAUUUGGAGUAUCUUGGUUUAACUCAAAAUCAGAUAAGUGGUGAAAUACCAAAAGAACUUGGUUUACUCAAGAACUUGCAAUCCUUGGUCCUAAGGGAAAAUAAUCUUCAUGGUGCUAUACCUAAAGAGCUUGGAAACUGUAUUAGUUUGGAGGUUCUUGCUCUCUAUCAGAACCAUCUUGUGGAAGAAAUUCCAAAGGAGCUUGGAAAACUUGAAUUCCUAAAGAGACUAUACCUUUACAGAAAUGAAUUGACAGGAAAUAUUCCAAGGGAAAUUGGAAAUCUUUCUGUUGCAAUUGAGAUUGAUUUUUCGGAGAAUCUUCUAACAGGAGAGAUACCGAUCGAAUUGGUUAAUAUAAAAGGGUUACAAUUGCUUCAUCUCUUCGAGAACAAGUUAACCGGUGCGAUUCCAAAUGAGUUCACCACAUUGAAAAAUCUAACUGAGUUGGAUCUCUCUAUUAAUCAUCUCAAUGGUACUAUUCCUAUUGGAUUUCAGGAUUUGACCAAACUUACCUCUUUGCAACUCUUCAACAACUCAUUAAGUGGUAGAAUUCCUUAUGCACUUGGAGCAAAUAGUCCACUUUGGGUGCUUGAUUUGUCAUUAAACUUUUUGGUUGGAAGAAUUCCAAUUCAUCUUUGUCAACUGUCUAAAUUGAUGAUGUUGAACUUAGGAUCAAACAAACUCGCCAGAAAUGUACCUUAUGGAAUUACAACCUGCAAGUCUUUGGUGUAUCUCCGCCUCUUCGGUAACAACUUGAGGGGCAAGUUUCCUUCUAAUCUAUGCAAGCUUGUCAAUCUUUCUACAGUUGAGUUGGAUCAGAAUCAAUUCACAGGUCCUAUUCCUCCACAAGUUGGUUACUUCAAAAAUUUGCAAAGACUUCACCUUUCUAACAACCAUUUUUCAUCUGAAUUGCCGAAAGAAAUCGGUAACCUCUCUCAGUUGGUCUCCUUUAAUGUCUCAUCAAACUAUCUUUCGGGUAGAGUGCCUGUGGAACUUUUCAAAUGCAAGAAGCUCCAAAGACUUGAUCUCAGCGGCAACGACUUUGCAGGUACUUUAUCAGGUGAGAUAGGAACUCUUUCACAAUUAGAGCUUCUCAGGCUCUCACAUAACAACUUUUCUGGUAGUAUUCCCUUGGAAGUCGGAAAACUCUUGCGGUUGACCGAGCUACAAAUGAGCGAAAACUCAUUUUGUGGUUACAUUCCACAAGAAUUAGGUUCCCUCUCAUCCUUGCAAAUUGCACUGAAUCUCAGCUAUAAUAAACUUUCAGGCCAAAUACCUUCUCAACUAGGGAAUCUUAUUAUGCUAGAAUCCCUUCAACUCAAUAACAACCAUUUGAGCGGCGAAAUUCCAAAUUCCUUCAACAGUCUUUCAAGUUUACUUUCCUUCAAUUUCUCAUACAAUGAUCUUAUAGGCCCUUUACCUUCUUUACCUCUCUUUCAAAACUCCACAUUCAGCUGCUUUUCAGGUAACAAAGGGCUAUGUGGAGGACACCUUGUCCCUUGUCCAAAUUCACCUUCACAUUCCCCUCCAAAUAAACUAGGAAAAAUUUUAGCUAUAGUUGCAGCUAUUGUUAGUGGAGUUUCAAUUGUUUUAAUUCUAGCUAUUAUAUAUGUCAUAAGAAAUUUCACUGUGCCACAACAAGUCAUAGAUAAACCAAAUUCUCCAAAUGUUUCAAACAUGUACUUUUUUCCAAAAGAGGACUUGAAUUUCCAAGACAUGGUUGAAGCUACUGAAAAUUUUCAUUCCAAAUAUGUAAUUGGAAAAGGUGGCAGUGGAAUUGUGUAUAGAGCAGAUAUAUCAACUGAUGAUCAUGAUCAUACAAAUAUGAAUACAAUUGCUAUAAAGAAGUUGACAUCAAACUGUCACAGCAUUGAUGUAAAUGGCUGCUUCCGUGCCGAAAUCUUGACUUUGGGAAAAAUAAGGCAUAGAAAUAUUGUGAAAUUAUAUGGUUUCUGCAACUAUAGUGGCUCAAAUAUGCUACUUUAUGAGUACAUGGAAAAGGGUAGUUUGGGAGAGUUACUUCAUGGAGAAUCUUCCUCUAGUCUUGAUUGGUAUUCCAGGUUUCAGAUUGCUCUAGGAACUGCACAAGGACUCUCUUAUUUGCACCAUGAUUGCAAGCCUAGGAUUAUUCACCGCGACAUCAAGUCCAAUAACAUACUUAUUGAUCAUGAAUUUGAAGCUCACGUUGGUGAUUUCGGUUUGGCCAAGCUAAUUGAUAUCUCAAAGUCUAAAUCAAUGUCUGCAGUUGUUGGUUCUUACGGCUACAUUGCACCUGAGUAUGCAUACACAAUGAAAGUCACAGAAAAAUGUGAUGUCUACAGCUAUGGAGUAGUCCUAUUGGAGUUACUAACAGGCAAGAAACCAGUCCAAUCAUUGGAUCAAGGUGGUGGUGAUCUUGUAACAUGGGUCACAAAUCAUAUCAACAAAUAUUCAUUGAAACUAGACAUCAUUGAUGCAAAAUUGGACCUACUACAUGAAAUUGAUGUUGCACAAAUAUUUGAUGUCUUAAAAAUUGCUUUACUAUGCACUGACACGUCUCCUUCUAGAAGACCAAGUAUGCGUAAAGUUGUUGCAAUGCUUACAAGUUCUAGUAAAAGGAAAGAACAAUCUUCUUCAUUCUCACCAUGUAAUGAAUCAAGUAACAUAGAAGAAUGAGUACUCUUUGUUUUUUGUAUAUAACUUGUAAUUGAAUGAAUAAACUUGUAACAAAAAUAAUUGUAGUGGUUGGUAUUAAAUGCAAAGUUUACAUUUGUUGUUUGUUGGAUUAUGCGGUUUUUUU